Molecule: messenger RNA, 687 nt
Organism: Acanthosepion pharaonis
Lineage: Eukaryota; Metazoa; Mollusca; Cephalopoda; Sepiida; Sepiidae
Source: the annotation of a GenBank genome assembly
AUGCAAGGCGAGGAAGUCUGUCUCAGCCGCCGUGCUGCGUAUGAGGCGGGCUUCGGCGAAACACGGUUGCAAGCCGAGAGCCACUCACAAUCAUCGGACAUUUCAAUAUAUCUAUCUAUCUAUCUAUCUAUCUAUCUAUCUAUUUUGUUGCUAUCUAUCAUUCUCUCUCUCUCUCUCUCUCUCUCUCUCUCUCAAAUCUAUCUAUCUAUCUAUCUAUCUAUCUAUCUAUCUAUCUAUCUAUCUAUCUAUCUAUCUAUUUCAGUUUUUCUCUCUCUCGCUCCCUCUCUAUUUAACACACUAUAUACUUAUCUACUACUCUUUCUCUAUCUCAGUCUCUUUAUAUCAAUCUAUCUCAGUUUCUACAUCUCGCUCUCACAUUCUAUUUCCAUCACUAUCUCUGUAUCUACCUGUCUGGCUCAGUGUGUUUUCUAUCUAUCUAUCUAUCUAUCUAUCUAUCUAUCUAUCUAUCUAUCUAUCUAUCUAUCUUUGACUGGUUGUAAAUACGUUAUUCCCAAGAAACCGUAUUAUUUAACCCUCUGUCAGGCUAAUUUUAACGAAUGCCAUACGAAUACAAAAGAGAAGUACUCAACGAGGAACGAACUUACGACACAAUCAAUUGCUCCACGAUACUGGCCUCGCCUAUUCGUGUUACUAGUUUUUCCAAUCUAUCAACGUGCAGAAUUUUGA